CGGAAGCCGGGGGAGCCACCCUCUUGUCUAUCUUCGGCCAUACACUUGUGUUCGCUCCCGUCAGUGCCUGCGGCUCCACACUCGCGCUCUGAUUCGCGCCUACUUGGGGACCCUGUCCCCACGCUACUCACUACCCUGUCCCCUCCCACCCAUCUAAAAUGUCUAAUAGACUCCAGACCGUCUUUCUGAAAACCGCAGAAGAAAAGUCAGGCUCGCACUGUAUUUCAGGGUGCAUGUAUCAAGUAGUUCCUACGAUUGGCACCGAUGGAAAAAAACUUCUGCAAUUACUUCCAAUUCCUAAAUCUUCUGGAAAUCUUAUCCCAGUAGUUCAAUCUCCAGUCAUGUCUCAUGGUUUGAAAGGGAAUACAGAAAAACCAGUUCAAGUUACUUUUCAAACUCAGAUUUCCAGCUCUUCCACAAGUGCAUCAGUUCAAUUGCCUGUUUUGCAGCCAGCCAAUACUACAAAAUAUUUUCUUACAGGAACAAUAGAUACAUCAGGAAAAGAUAGAGUUACUUCUAUGGGGACUGGAAAUUUUACACCACCAAUUUCUAACACUCAGAAUCAUGGUGUGAAAAUUCAUAGACUCACCAGGCAAACAUUUACUAUUCCUCCCUCAACACAAAAUGACUCAUCUUAUUUUAUAGUCAAUACCCCAAGUCUCCCAGCAAAUGUGAAUUCUUCAACUUUGCCUUCUGGGCCUCCUUUAACGAUUCCAGCCCAUGCUGAAGUGAAACCUGUGCUUGCAUCACCCUUGCCUCCUUUGGUUCAGCAAAAGAUACUUGGAACUGUAACCACAAGUACCUCAGGAACAGUUGAGGCCUCGCAGAUACCAGCAGUUUUUUAUGUAUCUCCUGUAAACUCAGUAAAAAUUAUUGUUGACAAGAAAACUCAGAAUAUUUACCACAAACCAGUGACAUUCAGUACCUCGCAAAUUCCACCAAAUGUUGCUACAAAAACACAGUUAAACAGUGGUCAGCAUCCUCAAGCUGCUCCAGUGAACUUGAUUUUUCAAGAGUAUCUACAGCCUGGAAUUCCAUGUCUUGUUCCUGUUAAGUCUUCAAAUAAUGUGCCUUCAAAAGUUUUCAAUACUUUUGUAGAUAGGAAAACUCUGGGAGAUAAUACAGUAGGUACACCUUUGUUGAGUACCAACAGUUCUAGCAGGACACAGUCCAUAAGUGUGCCUAUUAAAGAUGAUGGUUUGAUAAUGUUUAAUGGGAAAGUCUUGUUGAAUAAAAAGGGGACAUAUGGUCUGCCAUCAAAAAUUGACCAGCAGAAUUCUGUUUCUUCUGAUAUUCCACUAAAAGAUUCAUCACAGGUAGUAAGUUCAAGUCUGGUCACAGAAAUAUCCAGAGAGGUUUUAAGUAGUGUUUUGGUUAAAAGUAAAUCUUUUCAGUUGAAGACAAAAUCACUUUCCAAUUCCCAGCCUGCUCCCAUGGCCCAUAUAAAACCAGAGAAGAGUGAAAAAGUGGAGAGACCAUCUUUUUCUGUCACAAGUCCACAUACUACGAACCAGUCCACUCACUGCCUUAAACAGAGUAAAAUUGUAUUUAUAAACCCAGUUUUUUCAGAUGGAUUUAGGACAGGACAGAAUACCCCCAGAAAAGAAAAUCUCAUCCAGAACAUACGUUCCUCUGUUGAUGCAGCAACUGUUACUUCUCAACAGUGUGUUUUCAGAGACCAAGAACCACAGACCCAGUAUGAGAUGGCAUCAAUAUUAAAAAAAGAUAUUCAAGAAAGAAGUAACAAGAAAUAUUCUCAAGGAAACCAUACCAAGGCAUCAUAUCUGAAGAAUGAUGCUGAAUUUAAAAAGAUAUUUGGUCUCACUAAAGAUUUGAGAGUGUGUCUUACUCGAAUUCCUGACCAUCUGAGCUCUACAAAAAGUUUUGAUUCCUUUAACAAUUUGAUGAAAAGUAGUUCUUACAAAGAUGCAAACGUUGUGAUGAAGGAAGAAAAAAAACAGAGUUUCUCUAAGAAAAGAAAUGCAAAACCCAUGAAGAAAAUGGAUUACACAAAAAGGAGAAAAAUUGAAAAUGCUAGUGACAUGGUCAUGAACGUCAUGAAUGGAACUGAUGUUGCUAAUUCCCAACUCCUUAGUAGUAUUUUACCAAUAUCAGACAUAGCACAACAUAACAUUAUCACAAGCCAUAGUACAACCAGGGAAGACAAGAGAACUGAAACAGAACACUGCUGUCAUGAGAAGCAGGAAAAAGGCACAUUAAGUUCAAGCACAUCUUUUGAACAAAGUAAUUAUUUUAAUAAAAACUAUACUGAAGAUAUAUUUCCAGUGACACCACCAGAACUAGAAGAAACCAUCAGAGAUGAAAAAAUAAGAAGACUUAAGCAAAUUCUAAGAGAAAAAGAAGCAGCUCUUGAAGAAUUGCGUAAGAAGAUGCACCAAAAACAAUAAAAUGUCUAUGGGUUAAAGACUUAUAUUACUACAGUAGUUCCCUCUUGCCUGUCAUGGAUCCCCAGUGGAUGCCUGAAACUGAAGGUGAUACCAAAUCUUAUAUAAAACCACUCUAAAGUCAUGACGUUUGUUAACAACUAAAUGUCUACUUAGAAAAAUAACAGGCAAGUUAUAUACAGUACAAAUAUACUGAAUGAAGAAGAUAAUUGUUACCCUCAACAGAACACUGGAAUUUUUAUAAUGCUACUCAGAAAGAUAGUUUAAAUGUUACAAAUUCCUUCUUUCUGGAGUUUCUCAUCAAUACUUAGGUGUGUAUGAUGGGGAACAAAAAGCAACUGCAAAUUAUAAAGGACUGCUCUCUUGUAAAGGCAUUCUCAAAGUAUCAUUGUAUAUGAAACUUGAGGAGUUCCAAAAAGGAUUGAGUCAUAUGACUUGUCAGUAAUCUACAUGAAGUAUUUUGACUUACUUGUUUUGGAAGAAAAGUUUGGGUAUUUUUCUGUGAAAUGCAACUCCCCAGAUUGGAGUAUUUUGUAUAAGUUUUUUGUUAAUAUUUUAUCUUCAACUAAAUUCCUCAGGUUUUACCCUAAGAAUAUUGUGUAUUAAAAUUCUACAAUCCAAGAUAUGGAGUCAGCUGUAAGCAUAACUUUACCAUUGAGUUUAUAUGUGGACUGUCUUGGUCUUCUUCCCAAAAAAUGAUAUGACCUGUUGUUGAUAUUUUUAUUUCAUCAAGAAAAUCUAUUAUAAUAAAUGUAUUCAAAUAUUUUUCAA
This is a messenger RNA of Rattus norvegicus (Norway rat), 3176 nucleotides long. It is a transcript of the gene Lrif1, whose product is annotated as ligand dependent nuclear receptor interacting factor 1. The record is from RefSeq and is marked validated. The transcript is spliced from 4 exons. Gene Ontology annotation, cellular component: nuclear matrix; chromosome. NCBI's taxonomy places the organism in Eukaryota, Metazoa, Chordata, Mammalia, Rodentia, Muridae. The coding region runs from base 159 to 2408 and encodes 749 amino acids. Gene Ontology annotation, biological process: regulation of DNA-templated transcription. Gene Ontology annotation, molecular function: nuclear retinoic acid receptor binding.